CGCUCCUUUGUAAAUAUGGCCCAAUAUUUCACAUGUGCAGCUCUUUAACGGCUGUGACUGACAAUAUGUUAUGUAGACUUCGUAUGCACGAGGAUGCUCAGACUCAAAACUAAGGGAAGCUACUAGAAAUACAGCAGAGGAAGAAUCUCCAUCUGAGUUUCAGCUGAGAUUGCGCACUGCGCACACUGGUCAUGCGCACCAACACAGCCCACCCUUGUAACAUUAACUUGUUGGAUACCCUGCAAGAUAAUGGCUUCUCUUACUCCAGUGCACAUCUAAUUUUGACAGUGGGAGGAGAGUGACUCCUGUUGCAAGCUCAGUUGCACCAUGCCCCAUCUAGAAGUUUGGACAUCAGUGCAAAUCACUCUCUUUGGAGCCAAUUAUAACUAGGCUGUCACCUGCUUUGCUGUUUUCUGAACACUCACAUUUGUACCUCCACUGCAAAGGCAUCGUUCAUGAAUAGUCAUAGUCAUCUUUAAAUGUAUGACUGAGGAAUAGUCUAUUGUUUCCAGGGUAAAAAAAAGUAACUAGUUUCACAUAUUUUCUUCAGAAAGUGCUGUUUGUGAAUUAUUGGGCAACUGUUAGCAUUUGUUUGCGAACACAUCCACAACAGGUGCAUGUGCAGUGGAAACACAUCGAUAUCAAUCUUUUUUGGAUAUGGUUCUAAAUAUCUAAAUUUUAAGGACAUUUUCUGUGGUAAACAUAGUCAUAAGGACUCUUCUGUGCAUUCAGCCAUGUUAGGUGACACACUCUAGGACUUGCUGAAAGUGCAAGUUCAGUGCAAGACUUCUCACAGAGCUUUGAGCUGACUAAUCAGUAGUGUGUUCACAGCUUGAGUUUUUCUAGAGCCAUAUAUUUGAUCACGAAGACAAGGAAUCCAGUGGUCUAAUAACACAAGUUCCUGCAAGCGAUAUAGUAUAGGGCUGUUGUGUAAUACAAACAGUGCUUUUUGCAUUCAAAUCAGUGGGUCAAUUAUGAGCAUCAUCUCUCCUAAUGAAGGCCUUGUGGUGCAGAAUAAAUGCCUUACAUAUGAUGGUUACAGAGGGCUGGGCUUGGAAAAUCAGCUGAGGAUCUGCAGAACAUCUGGCUGUCUAACCUUACAACAUCCUGAUAAUGUGAUCUGCAGGGUCACCAAACUGAACUGCAGCACAAUGCCAGCCUGUUAAUCUCACACUGUUUUUUAUCCAUCUAAAUUCCUUCUGAGGCUAGUAUAUCACUUUCUGUUACAGUUAAACCAUUAUGGCUUAUUUUACUGUUUUAGUCAAUGAGAUUCAAGCACUGGAUUAACAAGCCUUUCUUUAUAUUAGGAUCAGAAUUGUUAUAUUAUACUCUGAAGAAGCUGCACUAGGUCAGCACAUGCUCACUGGGCUAAGCAGCACCAAAUUGCAUUAAUGAAAUAUUCUACCCAUUAUGUGACUCAUAGCAAAUCCCUAUCAUCGGAGACAAGCAGAUAUUGGUGAAUGUGCCUACUGUCAGCGGGAGAGUUGGUGGCUGGCUGAAAAUAGGCCCUAGCUAGAUGAAUGAUUCAUCUCAAGUGAUCUUCAGUAUCAGUGCAUUAAAUCAAAUACCUGUGAUUGAGUUAGUUGUGCUCACAGUCCCAGAAGGAGACAAAACAUUUCAUUAGCUGAUAUACUCUGCAUCCAUACAUUAUGUUCUUAUUUAAAUUUGUUCCAAGUAUUUAGUGCUUUCUUAGUUUGUUUGUAGACACUUGAGCGUAUACACUAUUGCAACUGAUUUUGAUAGAAGACUGCCUCUUUUUAGAAGUGGGCCCAGUGAGGUGAACAGACUUUACACACAAGCAGCACUUUCAGUGUGCAUUUGCUUCUUAAAAUCUUUGAGAAAUGUGACAUCUUGGCUGCUUUGUCCUCGGUCAACUUGCUGAAGUCCCUGUUUUACCUCUAAUCAGUGUGCUUAUGUCCACACACUGUGCAUGUAAUGUUAAUAUUUGAGACCUAAGGACACUGCUGUGUCAUCAAUCAUGGACAACAGCCCCACAAGCACAAACCCCCCCUAGUCCAUUCCUCCACCCACCUGCCUCCCUGCAUGCGUUCUUGGAACAGGCAUCAGUCGAACCUCCAGAGGGGUGCCAAUAUUUAGUUCAGGGAACUCACCUCCAAAGCUGACUGAGGGCAGUGGAAACAAAAGCAGAACCCAGGACAACAUUCCAGUAGGCCUUGGUACCUAUCAAGGCCAGUGGAUGGGUGGGAUGCGGCAUGGCUACGGUGUACGUCAGAGUGUUCCCUAUGGCAUGGCUGCUGUUAUCCGCUCUCCACUCCGUACAUCUCUGGCCUCUCUGCGCUCUGAGCAUAGCAAUGGAACCGUGCUCCAGGACCUCUCUUCCCCUACAGAAACGCCAACAGGAAGCCGUGGCGGCUUCGUCCUGAAUUUCCACUCGGACAGUGAGGUUGUCACUGGCAAGAAGAAGGGCCUGUUCCGCCGGGGUUCACUCUUUGGCAGCCUCCGGCAGUUACGCAAGUCUGACUCUCGGACUUCAAUCUCAAGCAAGCGUAGCUCUGCACGAAGCGAUGCCACCAUGAGCCGCAUAAGCUCCAGUGAUGCCAACUCUACUAUAUCCAUUGGUGAUGGUGAGCUGCCAGAUGAGGAUCUACCUCUGGAGGACCAUGUGGAUGCCACCACGACUGAGACCUACAUGGGUGAAUGGAAGAAUGACAAGCGCAGUGGAUUCGGUGUUUCAGAGAGAUCCAAUGGGAUGAAAUACGAGGGAGAAUGGCUUAACAACAAGCGCCAUGGUUACGGAUGCACAGUUUUCCCAGAUGCCACCAAAGAAGAAGGGAAGUACAAAAAUAACAUGCUGGUGCGUGGAAUAAGGAAGCAGUUGAUUCCGCUUAAGAACCCCAAAACCAAAGAGAAGGUGGAUCGGGCUGUGGAAGCGGCACAGAGGGCUGCAGCCAUUGCCAGGAGUAAAGUGGAAAUAGCAGCUUCCAGAACAGCCCAUGCUAGGACAAAAAGUGAGGCUGCAGACCAGGCUGGUCUCUCCGCUGUGCACGACUCAGAAAUAGCUAGGGCAGUUGCCAGAGAGCUUUCACCCAACUUCUACCAACCAGGACCAGACUACAUAAGACAACAGGCAAAGGAGCCAGUGGAAAUUAAAGAGGUCCCUGUUGCAAAGAAGGACAGCUCCUCAAGAGAGUCUCCUCACUUUUACCGCAAAGGUACCACUCCUCCCCACUCCCCUGUGACUAGUUCUGGAGCCACACCUCCUCCUUCACCUCACUCCAACAAAAAGAAGGGUCAGCUCACCAACAGCAGCAGCCAGAAAACCAGCAAAGAGGAAAAACCUUCCCACAAGACAAGCAAAGAAGACAAGUCAAGUCAUAAGACCAGUAAGGAUGAGCAAGCUAGUAGAAAGCCAAGUAAAGAAGAGAAGCCAUCCAUCACUGAUGUCCCCAAAGGUUUUCAAGUGCAUGUUGAGGCUCCACCUAAACCCUCUAAAGUUCAACAGCCUACACCAGCACCUGCUCCUCCUCCAAAGCCUCCCGCCAUUCCGGUAAAUGGCCAGCUCCAUGCUGAUUAUCAUAGUUACCUUGUCAAGGCACCUACAAGGGUCGCUCCACCCCCAGAGCCUGAGGAAGAUCCAGAGGAAGAGCCUAGUGCCCUGGCCCUGGCACGUAUGCCCCCACAAUCCUCUAGAUCUUUUAGUACCCCCACUCCUAAGCCAGCCUCCAUACGGGAGACCAAGAACGACCAGAAACUCAGGAAGCAGGAUUCCAUAAAGCCAAAGAGCCUCGCAGACACAAAGAAAGCCAGUAUGGAUAUCACAGAGAGCACAGAAGAAACAGGUCCUAACUCGAUCCUUGUUGCUAUGGUAAUGUUGUUGAAUAUUGGCCUUGCAAUUAUAUUUGUCCAUUUUCUGACAUGAUGAUGCUGUUUCUCAGUGAAACCAUGGCAACUGGUACAGUUGCAUUGCUGGCCUUGAAAAUGAAAACAGCACCAGUGAGACACAGUGGGUGGCCAUAGGUGAUUGGGAAUUAGCAGGACACCGAAGAGGAUCAGGAGGAAGGCAUCACUACCACCAAUGUGACACAGGCCUUCUUUAGGCCCAGCCCUGGGAAUUAGUACUCCUUUGGCUUCUCGAAAAGCCAAAGUGAAAUGUUGUGUCUAGUGAGAUUUUUACAAAAUCAAAAAAAACAAAACAUUUUUUAAAAAAGUUUAAAAAUGCAACCAAAUGUUACCAUCUGAAAAAUGAGGCAGUUGCUUUCCACACAUGUGCUGAUCCAAGCACUGGUCUCUGUAGCCCACUCUCAGUGUCUUGGCAAAGAUAGUGGUGGGCUGAUGGACUUUGCUGGAAGAGAGUGUGCAGAUGCAGUUUUAGAUGACAGGAGCAAACAGCUGCCUUUCUAUUUUGCCAUCUGACGUUUUGAUUGGGAGAUGUGAUCCCAGUGGCCGGGAGGGGUGACAGUCGCAGUGGAAGUGUACUCGGGUGUUCUGAGUGUUUUCUGGAGUUCACACCCCUCUUACAACAGAAAACUGGGCACGGCCGUUGCCAGCAGUCAGAGCUAGCACGGCCACUAGCCAGUCUUACUCUGUUAAACCAAUAAUCAUUGCAGCUUUCUAUAGCUCUGUUCAUUGUAACCUAGGAUACACUGCUUUGAAACACUCCCUGUGCAUGGUACAGUUUUAACAUUUUGUUUUGAUUAGUUUUUUGUUCUAUUGUAGCUUUUUUUGUUCAUUGUUGUUCUCUGAAUGUUGGUUACCUGCAGUCUUCUAAUUGAAAAUGAAAUUUCUCUUCUCAAAAUGAGUAAAAACAAUAGUCGUCCCUUUUAUUUUAAAAUUUAUU
Messenger RNA from Monopterus albus (swamp eel), 4798 nucleotides. RefSeq names its product junctophilin 1a (gene jph1a). The transcript is spliced from 6 exons. NCBI's taxonomy places the organism in Eukaryota, Metazoa, Chordata, Actinopteri, Synbranchiformes, Synbranchidae. The record is from RefSeq and is a predicted model, not a curated record. Gene Ontology annotation, cellular component: plasma membrane; junctional membrane complex; sarcoplasmic reticulum. The coding region runs from base 2198 to 3880 and encodes 560 amino acids.